AUGGCCUCCAACGAUGAAGCAAUCCCGUUCUUCAUACCCAAAACAUCUCCCCCUCCCGGCUCCGCCGUAGAGCUGACCAACUCGACCCCGACCCUCUUUAAACCCCUCAAGAUCCGCGACGUCACGUUCCAAAACCGCAUCUUCAUGGCGCCCAUGUGCAUGUUCUCCUGUGCCUCUUCAGGUCCCGCCAUAGGAAGCCUUACGCCCUACCACCUCAUCCACCUAGGCCAUCCAGCCCUCAAAGGCGCCAGCCUCGUCAUCAUCGAAGCCACCGCCGUGACGCCAAACGGCCGCAUAUCGCCCAACGACAGCGGCCUGUGGGACGACUUGCAAAUCGCCGGGGUGAAGAACGUAGCGGACGCGGUGCACGCCGUUGGCGGCAAGCUGGGGAUCCAACUUGCGCACGCGGGACGCAAGGCGAGCACCGUCGCGCCCUGGUUUGGUCGGCAGCGUGGGAAAGGCGGUGUUGCGGAGCCGGAAGUGGGUGGAUGGCCGGACGAUGUUGUGGGUCCGAGCGCGAUUCAGUGGUCGGAGACGUAUUGCAUGCCGCGGGAGAUGACGAAGGAGGAUAUCAGGGAGACGAUAGAGGCGUUUGCGGACGCGGCGAGGAGAGCGGUAAAGGCGGGUGUUGAUGUUAUUGAGCUUCAUGGUGCGCAUGGAUACCUCCUUUCGAGCUUUGUUUCCCCUUUGAGUAACCAGCGGACGGACGAGUACGGUGGGAGCUUCGAGAACCGGAUUCGAUUCAAUGUCGAAGUCAUCAAAGCCGUUCGCGAGGCCAUUCCACCGGGCAUGCCGCUCUUCUAUCGCAUCACGAGCACGGAAUGGAUGGAAGAGUCGGAUUUGGCAAAGGAACUCGGCAGCUGGGAUGUCGAGCAGAGUAUACGAUUUGCGAAGCUACUGGCGCCGCUGGGUGUGGAUCUGCUGGAUGUAAGCUCUGGAGGGAACCACGUGAAGCAGCGCAUUUGGCCGCAUAGCAAUUAUCAAGUCGGCAUUGCUGGGCAGAUUCGCAGGGCUUUGAAGGAGGCUGGCCAGCCGCUUCUUGUCGGCGCAGUCGGAAUGAUAACGGAAGCAGAUCAGGCCAAGGAGAUUGUCGAGGGCAAGGAAGAGGCUGUAAUGGCGAAGAGGCUUGUCGAAGGCCCUGAACCACAGGCCGAUGCUAUCUUGAUAGGGAGACAGCUUCUGCGCGAGCCGGAGUGGGUGCUACGGGUUGCAUUUCGUCUUGGGGUAGAGGUACAGUGGCCUCUUCAGUUCGGGUUCAGUGGCAAGUUCCUCAAAGGCAGCAAGGUUUAGAGAUGGGUUCGAGGUUUUGUGGGUUAGACCAUGAAUUAGACAACUGCUUCAUGAUAGAGUAAAGUCGGUAGAUGCAUGCGAAGUUGCUCCGCCCCUGCCUUUGACAUUGGUUAUGAAUUAGAUAUCAACGGCUCCCUUGUUCGCCUCACUCUUCCCGUCACUCGGUUAGGGUGUUUCCUGGGUCCCGGAUUGAGCUAUGGGUGU
Molecule: messenger RNA, 1494 nt
Organism: Westerdykella ornata
Lineage: Eukaryota; Fungi; Ascomycota; Dothideomycetes; Pleosporales; Sporormiaceae
Product: FMN-linked oxidoreductase
Exons: 2
Coding region: 1-1290 (429 amino acids)
Cellular component (GO): intracellular anatomical structure
Molecular function (GO): NADPH dehydrogenase activity; FMN binding; NADP binding
Source: RefSeq, a predicted model, not a curated record